AUGAGUAACAACAAUAAGUCCAGUGGAAGUGGCAAUAGUAAUUCUAACAUGAGGGAUUCGAUGCACUACAGUGAAAUGAUAGAAUCUGAGAAUUCAUGUAUCAAAAGUACUGUAUCUCCCUCAAAUUAUAUGAAUCAAGUAAAUAAUAAUAAAAAUAUGCCUUGCCCAUCGAUUGCAUCUUACUUGAAUAAUUCAAACAAUAUGAACAUGGGGAAAAAUAAUAAUUUUAACCCUAUGGGAAAUAAUAACGAUACAACUAUAAGUAUUACAAGUAGCUUACUAAGCAAUAACGAACAAAAUAUGCAGAUGAAGCAGCAGGUAGGAAUUAAUAAAAACUGUGUUGGUGUUGGUACUAUUUCGAAUGGUGCUCCAUCUCCUGCUUCCGUGUCUUCAUCCACUUCUGUCGCUUCUGGUGGCGGAGGAGGAGGAGGAGGCGGAAGUGGAUUGCAUCAUGAAUCAUUCCAGAAAUCUGUAUUACCAUCAUAUAAUAUGAAUAAAAUGUCAGUGUCUUCAUCUAUGGGUAGUCAUAAUUUGGCUAGUAACAACCCAGGUAAUGGUGGAAGCAAUAGUAGUAGUAAUAACAAUCAAGUGAGAAGUACUAGUAACGUUGGAAAUUGUAACAAUCAAAUGGGAAGAUAUAAUUCUAUGAAUUAUCCCAUGCAAGAAAUGAACCCUAAUGUACAUAUAAAGAAUGUAAAAACGUCACAUCCGAAUAGUGAUAUAAAAUCGAAUAACAAAGACACAAAUUUAAUGACACCUAAUAGUAUGAAAUCGACAAACUUUAUGAACAAUAUGUAUUAUCAAAGGAAUGAUAUGAUGCCUAGGAACAAUUCUAAUAAUAACUAUAACAUGCAUGGGAAUUUAUAUGGUUACAUGAAUAAUGGUUUUUAUGCUGGUUCUUCACCAUCCUCUAACUGCUUUAAGCCCAAUAAUAAUAUGAUGAAUAAUAGUGGCAACAAUGGUACUUCAAAAAUUAGUGCUAGCGCUAAUGGCACUAAGGGAACCAACUUUUCAAAUAAUUUAAAUGCAACAAAUCAUGCAGAUGGUACGUUGAAUAACAAUAAUCGUUGUAACAACAAGGUCAGUUCAAGUAAUAUUGAUAAGGCGGUAGCACACAAAUCUAUGCAUAAUAAUAAUAGCAACAGUAGUAAUAUGAAUACAAAUCCGCUAGGUUUUAGCAAUAGAAAUGGCAGCACCAGUGGAGGUUCAGGUGGUGUUGGUGGAAACAUUCCAGGCUCCAUGAGUGGAAGUUGCAGCAACGGUAAUAGCAACGGUAAUAGCCAUAAUAAUGACAAUAGCAGCAGUAGCAUUACAGGAUCGAUGAACAUAAGUGUGAAUAGUAUGAACAAAGGAAGCACUACCAGUUCUAGUGGAGCCAUAGCUAGCGGUUCCACCACGGUGAAUAACCUCGAUACUGGAAGUAGCAUUCCUAAUAAUGUUGUUAUGAAUAUGGUGAAUAAUAGUGCAACUGCAAACAAUAAUGUGAUGAAUAAUAUGAUGAUGAAUAGUAGUGGUUCUGCUGCAGGAGGGAAAAAUGUAGGCGGUUUGACAGCCAUGAGUAUGGGAAGUAUGAACAUGGGAAAUAUGAACAUAAGUGGCAUGAGUAUGGGAGGCAUGCACAACAAGGGUAUGAACAUAAGUGGCAUGAGUAUGGGAGGCAUGCACAACAAGGGUAUGAACAAUAUAGGAAGCAUGGGCAGCAUGAAGAAUAUUGGUAAUAUGAACAAUUUGCCAUCACAUCGACCUGGUAGUUCCAUGGAAAAAACAAAUUUGCUGAAUGAUGUAAACGGCAUGAGGUACCACCAUCCCAUGAAUAACAAUAAUAAUGGCAUGUAUAACAAAAUGGCUUACAUGAAUUUAAAGGAUUUUCCACAUGACAACAUAUCAAUGAAUCAUAUUCCUGGAAAAAAUGAUUGUGGUCAGAUGAAGAAGGAUAGUAAAAAUGUCCCACUUGGGAAAAAUGGUAAACAAGGUAAAAACAUAAAAGAUGAUAUUUUAGAAAGUGAUAAUAAUAAUAAUAAUAAUAAAGGAAUGAUGAAUAGUAGUUCUACCCUACCAAAUGAUGGGAAAAACAAAUCAACGACAUCGAUUCGCAAGGGAAAAGUUGUAGCAGGAGUAGUAGGUACAUCCAGAGAGCAUUUUAAUUCCGCUGGAAUUACAAGCAUGGAGCACAAUGUAGGUAGUGGUAGUGGAACUUAUAAGAAAGGUAAGGGUGGUGAUAAUAAUAACGUUAUGGAUUUAAAAGGGGAAAUGAAAGAUCUAAUUGGAAAUAGUAACAACUACAUCGGCAGUGGUGGUGCUGGAGAACCUAUGAAUAGUGGAGGAAAUCAUGCGUACAAUUUAUUUCCAAAUUAUAACAUAAAAUACCCUAUGAAUGUUGACAUGUUCAACAGUAUGAGCAACACUUAUAGUGGCAAUGCUAGUGGCAUGAUCAAUAAGGGAAAUAGUUAUCAAAAUGUGAAUAUGAUAAAUGGGUUGAAUGGAGGAGGAAAGGUUCUAAAGGAAAUGAACUGUAGCAGUAAUAAUAGUAGUGGAAAAAACAGCAAGGGUAUUGCUAGUAGUAGUAGUGGUGUGUAUGGAAAUAUGAACAAGUCUGGAAGUAUGAAUAAUUAUAAUAUUAUGAACAACAAUCCAUAUGGGGAUAGUAGGUAUAAUGGUCGAAAAUCUAUGGAAACGCUAAAAUCAUUUAAUGAUGGCAUGCUUAUGGGUGGAAGCCAUCCAGGAAAUCACCACAGGAACAGUAAUUUAAGCAAUAUUAUGAACAUGAACAGUAUGAACAGUAUGAACAAUAUGAACAAUAUGAACAAUAUGAACAGUAUGAACAGCAUGAACAACUACAACAGUAUGAGUACCUUCAUGCACAAUCGUAAUUAUCAAAACGAUGUAAACAUGAGAAUGCUUAGUAAUAGAAAUAUAAUGGGUACAACAAACAAUCUUACCAAUGUGAAUAACAAUCCAAAGUCCAUGAUGAUGAUGGGAUCGAGUGGUAAUAAUACCGGUAGUAAUAUAGUUGCUAACAAAGGCACGAGUCGUUCUAAUCUUGCAUAUAAGUAUAAGGAAGAUGAAGAGUACUAUGAGGAAGACGAUUUGAAUGGUCUUACAUCUUCCUAUGGUGGUGUUGGAAAUGGCAGUAGUAGUAGUAGUGGUAGGUAUACUAGAAAAAAUAAUACAAUAGGAAAGCAAUCAACUAAGAUGAAAAAAUUAGAUUCACACAAAGAGAAAAGAAAGAAAAAAAAAAAAAAAAAAAAUACAAGAAAUAAUUCUGUAGAAACAGAAGAGGACGAAGAUAACGAAUUGUAUGUUAAUACAUAUGUUAAAAAAUCGCAUACAAAAAGUAGUAGUAAGAAAUCACUACAUUAUGAUACCGUGGAAGAACGAUAUAACGAAAGAGCAAAACGAAAUGAAAAAAAUGACAUUUUUGUGUCUCCAAAUAUUGGUGUUGUCGAAGGAAGAACCAAUUUGAGAGAAAGGAAAAGGGUAUAUAAUUAUGCACAAAUGGAUAACUACUUCGAAACAGAUGAAGAAGAUAAAAAAGUGGAUGAGGAAAAGCUCUUGCUAAGGCAAGAGAAGGAAAGCAUGGGAGGAAUUGAUCGAGUAUUACACCAUAGGAAGAUAAUAGAUUAUGACAAUUUAAACAAUAUUACAAACAAUCCAUUUUUGUACAUAAAUAAGAAAAUAACUCAGCAAAGUGCUUCUAAUAGUAAUAAUGCUACUACGGACAGAGCGGGAGAAAGUGGUAACUACAUAGGUGAAGGCUCUACUACAUCAGCCGUUGAAAUUGGCACUCUUACCCUACCUGGGACAGUGACAGAAGGAAAAGAAAUGACAAGAAGGGAAAGUGUUGAUGAGACCAAAGAAAACAAUGGUAUGGCGGCGAACCUAAGCGAAGAUCAAGGUAUGGACGCCUUUUAUGACGAAGAAGAUAUCACAGAUGUAAAUGAAGUAGAAUUUUUAAUAAAAUGGAUAGGAAAAUCUCAUAUCCAUAAUUUUUUUUGUACAUACGAUUAUUUGAAGCAUUUCAAUGGGAUAAAAAAGAUAGACAAUUAUAUAAAGAAAAUAAAAUUAUCAUUUCAGAAGAGAAAAUAUAUGACAGCAGAUGAGAUUGAGCAAGAGAAAAUAUAUUCUGAAAUUAAGAAACAAAUAGAAAUGGAUGCAAUAAAUGCAGAAAGGAUAGUAACACAUAGAGUAUGUGAAAUAACAAGUGAAGAGUUAUUUCUUGUAAAAUGGAUGAGUUGUUCAUAUGACCAAUGUACUGAAGAGACAAAACAAACAUUAAUAGAUCAUGGAUUCUCACAAUUAAUUGAAGAAUAUUUUGAUAGAGAAAGUAAAAUACAUGGAAUUAAAGCCAUAUCAAGUGUAUGGAAUAGGGGACCUUUAACAGCAACUAAAUUUGAUCCUUAUAAUGAAACUCCAUUUUAUUUAAAUGAAAGAAAAUUAAGAGCAUAUCAAUUAACAGGUCUGAAUUGGAUGGUUAGUCGAAUGAAAAGAAAUUUAAGUGUUUUAUUAGCAGAUGAAAUGGGUUUAGGGAAAACAGUGCAAACUAUUGCAGUAGUAGGACAUAUGUUAUAUAAGGAAAAGUUAAUAGGUCCAUAUUUAGUAAUUGUACCUCAGUCAACUGUAGAUAAUUGGUUGAAUGAGUUUAAGAGUUGGCUUCCACAAGCUAAUGUUGUAUGUUAUCAUGGUAAUGCUGUUAGUAGAGAAUUAAUUAGAACCCAUGAAUUGAGAAAGGUGUAUGUUCCAAACAAAGGGUACAGAUACAAAUUUGAUGUUUGUAUUACUACCCCGUCUAUAUUGAACAGUUUGAGUGAUGUUGAAUUAUUGAAGAAGAUGCCAUGGCAGUUAAUGGUAGUAGAUGAAGCACAUCAGUUAAAGAAUAGACAAUCUAAAAGGUUUAUUGAGUUGAAGCAGUUUAUGGCUGAAUCUAAGUUACUUUUAAGUGGAACUCCUUUACAUAACAAUUUAGAGGAAUUGUGGACACUUUUACAUUUCUUGAAUCCACAACAAUAUACGCAUUAUGAAUCAUUUCAAAAAAAGUAUAACGAAAUUGAGAACACAAGUUUAAUUGGAGAAGCAAAACAGAAACAGCUUAUUCAUUUGCAGCACGAAUUGCAUGAAGUUAUUUUGAGAAGAGUUAAGAAAGAUGUUGAAAAAUCCCUCCCCAAUAAAGUGGAAAGAAUUUUAAGAGUAGAAUUAUCUCCAAUACAGAUUGAAUUUUAUAAGAACAUUUUAACAAAGAAUUAUGAACAGCUAGCGAAAGCAUCUGGUGGAGCAAAAAAUUCUUUACAAAAUAUAUGCAUGGAAUUGAAGAAAGUAUGUAACCAUCCUUUCCUUUGCUGUGAACCUGUAGACAAAGAUGAAUAUAGAGAAAGGCUAGUUUAUUCAAGUGGAAAAAUUUGCUUACUUGAAAAAUUGCUUAUAAGAUUGAAAGAAAGAGGGAAUAGAGUACUUAUAUUUUCUCAAAUGGUUAAGAUGUUGAAUAUUUUGAGUGAAUAUUUAACAUUACGAGGUUUUAAACAUCAAAGGUUAGAUGGAACUAUGACGAAAGAGAUGAGAAAAAAAGCUAUGAAUCAUUUUAAUAGUAAAAAUUCGGAUGACUUUGUGUUUUUGCUCUCCACAAAGGCAGGUGGGUUAGGAAUAAAUCUAACAUCAGCAGACACUGUAAUUAUAUAUGAUUCUGAUUGGAAUCCACAGAAUGAUUUACAAGCUGGUGCGAGAGCGCACCGUAUUGGUCAAACCAAAACAGUUCAGAUUUAUCGUUUGGUAACAAAGGAUUCUAUUGAACAAACGAUUUUAGAAAGGGCUAAGGUGAAAAUGGUCUUAGAUACCUUAGUCGUUCAAGGAUUGAAUAAGAAACAGAAUGACAACGUGAAUUACAUUGGAGGAGAGGGAGGAAAUACAUCUAAUGGAUUUACAAGAGAAGAAUUAUCGAAAAUUUUAAAAUUUGGUGCACAGAAAUUAUGGGAAAAGAAUAGCUCCAAAUAUUCACCUCAAAAAUUGGAUGAGGAAAAAGAUGUUAUAAAAGGAGUAGAUGUAGAUUUAGAUAAAAUUUUAGAAGAAGCAGAAGCACAUGAAAAUGCAAAUAAUGCAAACAAAGAUUUGAAUUCCGAAUUUAACAGUUUACAUAACUCGAAUAAUUUAUUUUCAGGUGGAAAUAGCAUUUUUGGAAAUGCAGGAUCAGUUGGGACAACUGGUGGAGGAGGUAUUGCUGACGAUUUGUUAAGUUCAUACAAUAAUAUAACAGAAUUUAAAUAUGAGCCUCCAGAACAUUUAAAAAGUAAUAUUUAUAACGACUCAGCAAAAGCAGAUGGAUUAGGAGAAGCAGGAGGAGGAGGAGGAGAAGAAGAAAAUGAUAAAGAUUUUUGGGAUAAGACCAUACCAUUAGAAGAAAGAUUAAAAUUAAAAAGAAUGAAAGAAGAAGAAUUGUUAGUACAUGGGCCAAGAAAAACGAGAACAAGAGAUGCAAGAAAUACCAUUGAAAUAGAUACAGGAACAAAUAUACAAGCGAUGAAUGAUGACGACGAUGAUGAUAGUGAUGAGUAUACUAUAAAAUAUAAUGAAAAGAAUAAAAAUUUGAAAAAAAAAAGAAAAAGAAGAACAUCUACACACAUUACAGAAAAAGACAAAUUCAGGUUAUACAGGUCGCUUUUAAAAUUUGGAAAUCCAUAUUUACGUUUAGAUGACAUUAGGAUUGAUUCCAAACUGAUCAAGGUGGAUCAAAAUGUUAUACUCACCGAGUUAAACAUUAUUGUUGACGCGUGUAGGGAAAUUGUUGAGAGGGUAGCUACAGAAAGUUCUGCCAAAGUUGUGGAGAAAGGAGCUGCAUUGGCGAUAGAAGCGGCAGCAGAAGUGGCAGCAGGAGGAGGAGCAGAACCUGUUGUGGUAGAAGAAGAUACAUGCAUUAAUAUGUUAAAGGAAGAGGAUAAUAAUAAUGCGACUGUUACAACCACCACUACAGCUACUACUGAUAGCAACAACUUAACCGUAGCCUCGUGUGACGAUUCUGAAAAGAAACAAUCUCAUGUUACAAAGAAUGAAAAGAAUAGUGCACUCAUAUUUGGUCAAUUACCACCCCAAUGUGAUGAAGAAGAAGGAGUAGUAGUAGUGCAUGGGGAAAACAAAGAAGAAACUAUGGUAGCAGAUCGAACAACGGAAUCUGGCCAAACAGAAACAAUAGCAAAUAGAAAAACAAAUGAGAAAGAGCAAAAUAUUAGUAAUGAAGAAAAAGAUGGAGAAAAAGGAUCUAUUAGUGUGACGAACAAAAGGAAAAGAGCAAGGGAAGAAGAUGAAAAUACAGCAGGAGCGGCAGCUGCAGGUGGAGAUGGAUUUUUUUCGAAAUUUAUGAACUUUGUUAAAGGUAGUGGAAGAAGUGGUGACGGUGGUAAUGUUGAAGUUAUUAAGAAAGAAAGUGAUGAAGGAAAUGACAAUAAAGAUGUGAACUCAAAUAAUGAUAUAAAUUCUAAUGAAGACAGCGAUUCUAAUAAUAAAACAAAAGGAUCAGAGAGAGGAAGAAAAUCUGAUGCUUACACAUUUUAUAUAGGCACCAAUAGAGCUAAUGCACUAGAUCUGUGUCAACGUUUGCAAUUAUUUAAAAGUUUACAUGACUUUAUUAAGGAACAGAACGGUGGAAAUGAAUACAGUUUUAGAUUACCCCUAACAGCUAGUAGUAGCAAUAGUAGUAUGAGCACUUUAGCCAGUACCACCACCUCUAGUACUAAUGUAUCUCCAAAUAUAGUGGAAGUUGAUAAGAAGAAAGACCUUAAGGGUGAGAUGAAAGGUAAAGGAAAGAAGGAAAUUCGAACGAAUGGCAUUGAUGAUUAUGGUGGUGGUGUCGAUGCUGAUAAUGAAACUGCACAUUUGGAUGUCUCAGAAAGAGUUGUAGAUAUUGUGGAGGACAAAACGGACAUCGCGAACGUGGAUGAGGAGCAAAUCAAAGCUGAAGUGAAAGAUGAAAUGAAAGUGGAAGUGAAAGAUGAAAUGAAAGUGGAAGUGAAAGAUGAAGUCACAGGAGAAGUGAAAGAUGAAGUCACAGGAGAAGUGAAAGAUGAGGUCAAAGAUGAAGUGAAAGACGAGGUCAAAGAUGAAGUGAAAGACGAGGCCAAAGAUGAAGUGAAAGACGAGGUCAAAGACGAGGUAAAAGAGGAACAAACUCAGUAUCUGAAACUUAAACUUCCCGAUUAUAUAUUCAGCCAUUUGAGAGAUCUAGUCACGAAAGAUGUAAAGGCGUGGUCUAAAGAAGAUGACGAAAAUUUAAUAAAAGGAGUGUACGUAUAUGGGUUCGGAUCUUUUAACGAAAUAUGUGCAGAUGUAAAUUUAAAUUUGGCACAUAUGAAAAAUAUAAAAUGUGAUAAAGUUAAGAUGAGGUGUAUCCGAAUUUUAAAAAUGAUUGAAGAGUUUAAUUCAAGUACCAAUGAUGAAACUGUUAGUAAAAAACGAAGAAGGGUGAGAACCAAAAAUAAAAAUAACGAUUUACAAAAAGUAGAAGCAAAAGGGGCGACGGGGGCGACAGGUGUUGCAACUUCUGGUAUCCAUGGAGCAGGAGGAAGGGUCAAGCAGGAAGACGAACAAGAAGAAGAAGAAGUAGCAGAAGAGGAAGAAGCAGAAGAGAUGUUAGGAACGGACUUCGCUUGCGCUGCAGGUACAGGUAGUAAUAGGAAUUUAACCAAAAGCAGUGGAGAUGCUCUUACUAGCCAAAGGCAAAGCUACAACAUCAGAAGAAGCAGUGAAAGAGUGAAGGCAAUAUAUAUGCAUGAUGACAAAGGGAAUGGUGAAGUGGUGACUAAAAGGAGAUCCAUAUCUGGAUCAGGAGGAACAGGAGGAGGGACAUCGAGAAGGGCGGAUAGGAUCGACAAGUCAGAUAAUAACCACCGUAACUUAGUCCGUAUGAACACAAAUGAAAAUAAUAAGGGAGGUGAAGUUCUCUCAAAUGAGAAGAGAAAAGGUGGGGGAGCAGGAGGACGUUCAGGAGCAACAACAAUGACAAGCAAAAGUAGAAGUAGAAGAAGCAGUAAACAUCAUAAUAAAACAGGAGGAGGAGGAGGAGGUAGUGUUGAUACUACAAAGAUUACUGGAGAUGUAGAAAGUUUUGCAACCGUUGGCAGUAUGGGAAGUGUAAGAAGUGUUAUAAGUAAUAACAAUACUCGUAAGAACACGAGUGCUGAUGCAUUAGAAUAUCCCUCAUCCAAUGAGAAUAACAGUUCUGCAAGUAAAGUGAGCAAAGAAGCCAAAGAAGACAGAGAGGACAGAGAAGAAAUAAUGACUAUGAGGAGUAGUUUGUCUGGAGGAGCACCAGUUGGAGUAGAAGAUAACAACAGUGGUGGUGCAAUAGGAGACGCAGAAGGAGAAGGAGGAGGAACGCGAAGGAGAAGUCACAGAAGUAGUAGGAAAUAUACGUUCGAAAAUGGUGUAACGAGUAGAAGAAAAAGUUCAAGAGUAAGAAAAAGUAAAAACGAAUCAAAUGUUGAAGAUAACACUGUUGCUGUAGGAUUGAAUUCAGAUGAAUACUGUGAAGAAAAUUAUGAAAAAGAAAAUGAAAAUAACAACAAUCCUCAUGAGCAAGUAGUAGUAGAAGGGGAGGAUAAGAAGAAGAGGAAGGACAAGAAGAAGAAAAAAAAAAAUGAGGAGGAGGGGAAGGAGGAUGAGAAGAAGAGGAAGAAGAAGGAGAAGGAGAAGGAGAAGGAGAAGGAGAAGGAGAAGGAGAAAGAUAAGGAGAAGGAGAAAGAAAAUGUGGAAGAAGAAGAUCCAGAUGAUGAGGAGGAAGAGGAGGAUGAAGAUGGUGAUAAGGACGAAAUGGAAGACGGAGAGGAAGGAAGAAAAAGAGAAAAAAAGUACAUGAAAAAGAAAAAAAAAAAAAAAAAAAUUUCGGAUAAUGAAAUAUUACACAAAAUUAAAAACUGUAGCUUGAAAGAUAUGAACAAACAUAGUAUAAAUAAAUUAGCAAAAAAGUAUGUAAAAAAGUAUAAAAAGUUGUUAAAAGUAGUUAAAAAAAUAACGCACCUUAAGGAGGAAGACAGAGAGGAGAAGGAGGAGGCGUGGAAGAAUUGGGAACAUAAGGACCUACUUGAACAAAGCAAUAAUGGAGUGGAGAAGGAGGAAGAGGAGAAGUCGAAAUACCAAGAAAUUAAAAACAAAAUAAAUGAAUUUAUUAUUUUUAUUGGAAAUCAUAUGAGAAAAAUAGCAGAUGUGUGUCCUGACACAGAAUGUGUAGAAAUAUUGAGUAAUUCUGGAUGGGAAUACAUUUCCAAAUUUUUGGGAGAACCAAGUGAAAUCUUGAGGGAAAAGUAUGAACAGAUGUUGCAAGACGAGAUAACGAAGGAGCAGAGGCAGCACUUGGAGGGGUGGGAGAAGUUGAACGACGACGUCGAAUCAUCCCAUUUAAAAAAAAGCAAGGAUGGUGAGAGUAGCGGUACUACAGAAGCACAUAGUGGUAAUACACAUUGUCAUAGCUUCAUAACUGAGGAAUAUCUUUCUGAUUUUUUUUUCUCCAAGAAAAUUUCAAGUAUAUGUCGAACAGCACAAGGUGUGGAAGAAGUAGAAGAGGAAGACGAAGAUGAAGAAGAAGACUAUGAACAACAGUCACUUGAGCACAAUAGUAACAAAAGGAAUAAUAAAUUUAUGUCAUAUAAUAAUAACGAAUUGGACGCUGAAAAUGCAUUAUAUUUCAAUGGAGGAAAAAGUAAGAAAAGGAGGAAGAAAAACACUAUUGCAGAUGAAGAGAAGUAUGUAAUGAAUCCGAAUGACCAUUAUGAAGAACCCGAACCCUGA
Molecule: messenger RNA, 10761 nt
Organism: Plasmodium gonderi
Lineage: Eukaryota; Apicomplexa; Aconoidasida; Haemosporida; Plasmodiidae
Exons: 1
Coding region: 1-10761 (3586 amino acids)
Biological process (GO): nucleosome organization; regulation of transcription by RNA polymerase II
Cellular component (GO): chromatin; nucleus
Molecular function (GO): ATP hydrolysis activity; DNA binding; ATP-dependent chromatin remodeler activity
Source: RefSeq, a predicted model, not a curated record